Molecule: messenger RNA, 1839 nt
Organism: Dichotomopilus funicola
Lineage: Eukaryota; Fungi; Ascomycota; Sordariomycetes; Sordariales; Chaetomiaceae
Product: methylenetetrahydrofolate reductase-domain-containing protein
Exons: 2
Coding region: 1-1839 (612 amino acids)
Biological process (GO): tetrahydrofolate interconversion
Cellular component (GO): cytosol
Molecular function (GO): FAD binding; methylenetetrahydrofolate reductase [NAD(P)H] activity
Source: RefSeq, a predicted model, not a curated record
AUGCAUAUCAAGGAAAUGCUGGCGGAGGCCGAGAGGACCGGCAACCCGUCCUUCUCGUUCGAAUACUUCCCGCCCAAGACCGCCCAGGGCGUCCAGAACUUGUAUGACCGCAUGGAGCGCAUGUACAACUUCGGGCCCAAGUUUAUCGACAUCACAUGGGGCGCGGGUGGCCGGAUUGCCGAGCUGACUUGCGAAAUGGUGGUCCAGGCCCAGGCGUACCUCGGCCUCGAAGCCUGCAUGCAUCUAACGUGUACCGAUAUGGGGGAGGAGAAGGUUAACGAUGCUCUUCGCCGGGCCUACAAGGCCGGUUGCACCAACAUUCUGGCCCUCCGCGGUGACCCGCCGCGUGAGAAGGAAAAGUGGGAGGCUGCCGACGACGGCUUCCAGUACGCCCGCGAUCUCGUGGCUCAUAUUCGCAAAGUGUACGGCAACCAUUUCGAUAUUGGCGUGGCCGGAUACCCAGAGGGGUGCGAUGACAACAAGGACGAGGACCUGCUGCUGGACCAUCUUAAAGAGAAGGUCGACAUGGGUGCGACAUUCAUUGUUACACAAAUGUUCUACGACGCCGACAACUUUGUUCGAUGGGUGGGAAAGGUCAGGGAGCGUGGUAUCACCGUUCCCAUUGUGCCUGGUAUUAUGCCCAUCGCCACGUAUGCCAGCUUUCUGCGUCGCGCGAACCACAUGAACUGCAAGAUCCCCGAAGACUGGAUGGAAAAGCUGGAGCCUGUCAAGAAUGACGACGUGGCUGUUCGUGAUAUCGGCAAGACCCUUGUGGCGGACAUGUGCCGCAAGAUCCUUGGUGCUGGCAUUCGUCACCUGCACUUUUACACCAUGAACCUUGCUCAGGCCACCCGCAUGGUUCUGGAAGAGCUAGAUUGGAUGCCACGCCCCGAUCGCCCGCUCAAACAGGCCUUGCCCUGGAAGCAGUCGCUUGGGUUUGGGCGACGUGACGAGGAUGUUCGGCCGAUUUUCUGGCGUAACCGGAACAAGUCAUAUGUGGCACGUACUCAAGACUGGGAUGAAUUCCCCAAUGGCCGCUGGGGUGAUUCUAGGUCUCCAGCUUUCGGUGAGCUAGAUGCCUACGGCAUUGGGUUGACUGGGAGCAACGAGCAAAAUCGCAAGAAGUGGGGGGAACCGACCAGCGUGCGCGAUAUUGCGGAUCUCUUCAUCCGCUACCUGAACAAGGAGAUCGAAUACCUUCCCUGGAGCGAGGCCCCCGUUACGGAAGAGGCUGAUAUUAUCAAGAAUGACUUGAUUGAUGUCAACAGCCGUGGACUCAUCACCGUGAACUCACAGCCGGCCGUUAAUGGUGUCAAGUCGACACAUCCAAUCCACGGCUGGGGCCCGGGGAACGGUUACGUCUACCAAAAGGCCUACCUCGAGAUGCUUAUCUCGCCCGAGAUCUUCCCGGAAAUCAAGCGGCGGAUCGAAAACCACCCUGACCUCACCUACCAUGCGGUGACAAAAUCGGGCAACCUCCAUACCAAUGCACAGUCCGAGGGGCCUAACGCUGUCACAUGGGGCGUUUUCCCGGGCAAGGAAAUUGUCCAGCCUACCAUUGUGGAACGCAUCAGCUUCCUUGCCUGGAAGGACGAGGCGUUCCAAUUGGGCACGGAAUGGGCGCGGUGCUAUGAGACCGGCUCCUCCAGCCGCACUCUCUUGGACGAAAUCAUGAACACGUGGUACUUGGUCAACAUCGUGAACAAUGACUUCCAUGCGGGGCACACCAUUUUCGAUGUCCUGAAGGGGAUUCAAGCCCCAGGCUUAGACAAGGUUCCGGAGCCCCAAGCGAACGGUACCACGAACGGCGCUGCUAACGGCGUCGAAAUAUUGUCGUAA